CCGUGCGCCCACAUGUGACCGGCGGGUCAGAGGAGCGUCACGGGUCUGUCGGUCUGUCUGACUGUCUGACUGUCUGUCUGUCUGUCUGUCUGUCUGUCGGACGCCGGCUAGCUGGUAGUUUCUCCGAUGAGCUCCUCGCAGUUGUUUAGUAACUCCUCUCACACCGGUCAUCUUUCAUAACAGAGGGCGACGCACUGAACCAGCGGCAGACAUGUCGUACUGCAGACAGGAAGGUAAAGAUCGCAUCAUCUUUGUGACCAAGGAGGACCACGAGGCUCCCAGCAACGCUGAGCUCAUCGCAGAUGACCCCAAUGAUCCUUAUGAGGAGCAGGGUCUCAUCCUGCCAAAUGGAGACGUCAACUGGAACUGCCCGUGCCUCGGCGGCAUGGCCAGCGGACCGUGUGGCUCUCAGUUCAAGGAGGCCUUUUCCUGCUUCCACUACAGUAAGGAAGAGGUGAAGGGCUCCGAGUGCAUCGACCACUUCCGUAACAUGCAGGAGUGCAUGCAGAAGUACCCUGAGCUCUAUCCUCAGGACGAGGAUAAAGCAAGCUCCGCCCAGGCAGAGUCCAGCUCUGGUUCUGUCUCCGCCGCCCCGACUGAGGGCUCUGCCUUACCCACUGAACCUGACUCUACCCCGGCCACGUCUGACAGCACGCCACCUACAGACAACCAGACCGCCAGCUAAGGUCCAUCAGUUGUCAUCCAGGCUUCUCUGUGUGUGCAAGCACUGCCCAGCAUAAGUGACUCUCCAUGAAGAGCUCUGAUUGGUCUCUCCUCCUGUUAAAGCCUACAGAGAGGACUUACUGACACAGCUCUGGUGCUCAUGGGCAAUAUUUACAGACCAUCAGAGAAGGACUUUGUGAAUGCAGAGAGACGUAGCGUUUGUACAAAAGUAGAGGCUGCUUUGUUUGCUGAGCACUCAACAAAUCAUUGAAUAACAUGAUUAAAUGACAGCAGGUCACGCUGUUUGCUGCAGGGACA
This is a messenger RNA of Sebastes umbrosus (honeycomb rockfish), 981 nucleotides long. RefSeq names its product coiled-coil-helix-coiled-coil-helix domain containing 4a (gene chchd4a). Gene Ontology annotation, cellular component: mitochondrial intermembrane space. Gene Ontology annotation, biological process: protein import into mitochondrial intermembrane space. Gene Ontology annotation, molecular function: protein-disulfide reductase activity. Bases 212 to 685 code for a protein of 157 amino acids. The record is from RefSeq and is a predicted model, not a curated record. Lineage: Eukaryota; Metazoa; Chordata; Actinopteri; Perciformes; Sebastidae. The transcript is spliced from 3 exons.